GAAUCGUGAACGAAUCAAUAAGUAUUAUUUAAAACAAAAAUGGCGCGUUUUUGAACACCCGGCAAUAACAUUAAUUGUAUGACACCAAAGAAUAAAUUCUAACCUUGAAUACUUUUUACGAAGUUUAUAACAUAAUUUCGAAUUAUCGAUGAACUCAAAACCUACUCAAUCCACUAAUUUACCAUGGGUAGAAAAAUAUCGACCAAAAAAAUUGGAUGAUUUAAUAUCUCAUGAAGAAAUUAUUAAAACUAUAAAUAAAUUCAUUGAUGAAAAUUUACUUCCACAUCUUCUUUUUUAUGGACCUCCUGGCACAGGAAAAACAAGUACAAUACUUGCUUGUGCACGUAAAUUAUAUACAUCAGCUCAAUUUAAUUCAAUGGUUUUAGAAAUGAAUGCUUCAGAUGACAGAGGUAUCAACAUAGUUAGAGGACAAAUACUUAGUUUUGCAAGUACAGGUACAAUGUAUAAGUCUGGUUUUAAAUUAAUCAUUCUUGAUGAAGCUGAUGCUAUGACAAAUGAUGCACAGAAUGCUCUUAGGAGAAUAAUAGAGAAGUACACAGACAAUGUAAGAUUUUGUAUUAUAUGUAAUUAUCUCAGUAAAAUUAUUCCUGCCCUUCAAUCUCGGUGCACUAAAUUUAGGUUUGGCCCUCUUUCUAUAGAUCAAAUUUUACCAAGGCUAGACACUAUUAUUAAAGAAGAGAAUUUAAAUGUUACGGAAGAUGGAAAACAAGCAUUAAUAACAUUGAGUGGAGGAGAUAUGAGAAAAGUUUUGAAUGUCCUUCAAAGUACAUGGCUUGCUUUUGGGGCAGUUACAGAAGAAAAUGUUUAUUCUUGCGUUGGACACCCUCUUCCGAUUGAUAUAAAAAAUAUUGUCAACUGGCUAUUCAAUGAAUCAUAUGAAUUGUGUUAUUGUAGUAUCCUUUUUUCCUUAUUAGUUCAAAUUAUUGCUUGUCUCCAAAUUAUAAUUUUUCUUAAUACAUGUUCAGAAAUACAAGAUAUAAAGUUAAAAAAAGGACUGGCAUUACAAGAUAUAUUAACAGAACUUCAUUUAUUUAUAAAUAAAAUUGAAUUUCCAGAUUCGAUACUUAUUGAUUUAAUAAUAAAACUAGCUGAAAUAGAAAAGAGGGUAUCUAUUGGUUGUAGUGAAGCAGUACAAUUAAACGCUCUUGUUUCAGCGUUUCAAAAUGCUCGCGAUAUCGAGACUUAAUGCUUAUCAAAUUUGAGGAUACAAUUAAGGUAACAUUAAAUUUAUAGCACCAUUCUAUAAAGAAGUUUAAAAUAAAACUUGAUUUAAUAAAAAUGUA
Apis mellifera (honey bee) is the source of this 1304-nucleotide messenger RNA. It is a transcript of the gene RfC3, whose product is annotated as replication factor C subunit 5. The transcript has 7 exons. Bases 149 to 1207 code for a protein of 352 amino acids. The record is from RefSeq and is a predicted model, not a curated record. NCBI's taxonomy places the organism in Eukaryota, Metazoa, Arthropoda, Insecta, Hymenoptera, Apidae. Gene Ontology annotation, molecular function: ATP binding; ATP hydrolysis activity; DNA binding. Gene Ontology annotation, biological process: DNA-templated DNA replication; DNA repair. Gene Ontology annotation, cellular component: nucleus; DNA replication factor C complex.